Messenger RNA from Alosa sapidissima (American shad), 2967 nucleotides. RefSeq names its product Ras association domain family member 5 (gene rassf5). The transcript has 5 exons. Gene Ontology annotation, biological process: signal transduction. Lineage: Eukaryota; Metazoa; Chordata; Actinopteri; Clupeiformes; Clupeidae. The record is from RefSeq and is a predicted model, not a curated record. Gene Ontology annotation, cellular component: nucleus. The coding region runs from base 979 to 1719 and encodes 246 amino acids.
AGACGAAGCGUUAGGAGAGAGAGUGGGAGGUGCAGCACAUUCGUUGGUUCUCUGGUUUUCUCUCUCACACACAUACAUGCACACACACACACAUGCUCCAGGAGAGGAGGUUCUCUGGCUUUCUCGCUCACACACACAUGCACACACACACACGCUCGAGGAGAGGAGGGGGAGAGACAGGCUGGACCGGGAGCUGCGUUGUAUGGAUCCUCACCGCACACACAAACACACACACACACACACACACACACACACACACACAUGCGUAUGUGCCUGGAGCCUGCACCCUUGCUUAGCCUCUCAGGAACGCCUAUGUGUGUGUGAGUGUGUGUGUGUGUGUUGAGAGUGUUCUGAGUGUGACUGUGUGUGCCUGCCUGCCAGUGUCAUUUCUCCGCGAGCGAGGGUGAGUGAGCGCGUAAACAUCUUCCUCCUGCACGCUGCGCUGUGAGUCCGAAGGACUGGAGGAUCACCGGGACGACGAGAGAUUGACAGCUGAAGAGCAAAACAGGUGCAUCAGCCAGAAAGACUCACACCAAAGAGGAACUGGUGUGUGUGGGUGUGUGUGUGUGUGGAAUACCAGCGUGCACACACACACACACCACAAACACACAGAAGACGAACAAGACAACACACGUCAGAGAAGACACACGGAAGCAGCCGACUGCUCUCUCUCUCUCUCUCUCUCUCUCUCUCUCUCUCUCUCUCAUUCUCGGGUUUCCGGAGUGCUGUGUUGCGUCGCGCUGAGCUCUGCUGUCAUCUCCGCGGCGCCGGCUCCUCAUCGGACAUUCGCUCAGCUCAGCGCUCGUCGUUGCUCUUCCGCGUUCUCUCACUCUCUCGCUCUCUCGCUUUGCUCGCUCGCUUCUGGAAUGCCCCAUAGCGCGGUCCUCACUCUCUCUCUGCCCUGGGGGCACGGACUCUGGUGACCCCCCCCCCCCCCCCCACCUCGCCACCGGCACGCUGGAGCCCCCCCCACAUCAGAUGACCAGCAGCAACAGCAUGAGCAGCGGCUACUGCAGCCUGGACGAGGACAGCGAGGACUUCACCUUCUUCACCGCCAAGACUUCCUUCUUCCGCUCGCAGGGCGCCAAGGGGCCCCAGGGACCCAAGAAUGUCACAAAUGAGGAAGAGGAAGAAAAACCAAAGCUGCUCUCUGACGAAGAGCUCAAGGCGAAGAUCGAGGCGUACAACUCCAAAGUCUCUGAGAAUGGAAUGAAUCUGGCAGCCGAUGGCUUGUACACAGGCUUCAUCAAGGUCCAGCUGCGGCUGCGAAGGCCUGUGACGGUGUCGGGCCGUGCAUCCUUCUACCUGCCGAGCGACGCGGUCAAGCAGAUCCACAUCAGCAGCAUCACCACGGUCAGCGAGGUCAUCCAGGGUCUGCUCAAGAAGUACACCGUCCUGGACAACCCGCAGAAGUUCGCCCUCUACAGGCGAACACACCGCGAUGGACAAGAUCUCUUCCAGAAGCUUCAAGUCUCAGAGCAUCCUCUGUACCUGCGGCUGGUGGCCGGUCCUGAGCCAGACCAUCUGACCUUUGUCCUGAAGGAGAACGAGACUGGAGAAGUAGAUUAUCACGCAUUCUCGGUGCCGGAGCUGCAGAACUUCCUGACCAUCCUGGAGAAGGAGGAGAGGGAGCGGCUGCGGAUCGUGGAGCAUCGCUACGGCAAAUACCGGCAGAAGCUCCUGCAGGCACUGGAGGAGGUGCAGAACAAGCCGGGCUAGACCCCCAACACCCCAUCGCCAGGCCACUCAACCAAUCAAAGCAGAGGGCCCACGAGACUUAACCAAUCAGAGUGGAGGGCCCUCUGGACUCAACCAAUCACAGUGGCAGGCCCCUAUGGACUCAACCAAUCAAAACUGCGAACUAAUGAACUAUCCGCUCAGGACUGGCUCUACAGGCCCAUUCCCCAACCCCACCCCGUGUGGACCCCCCCACACCCCUCCCCCUCUCCCCUUCGUCAUUUGGCAUGAGUGGGCUGAAGGGGAUAACAGAGUGAUGUGGAAAUGGGGUUUUCUGGGGAAUGGGAUGAGUGUGUGUUCUCAUGAGCGAAAUACUGGUGGUGACUGGUUUCUCAGACCCAUUUGAGUGAGUGUGUGAGUGAGAGUUUAUCUGUCUGUGUGUGUGUGUGUGUGUGUGUGUAAAGUACUUUUGUUUUUAGUCCUUCUUGGUCAGUUUUCCGCUUGAGUAAGUUCUUUGGUCAGUCCUCAUUUGUUUUAACUUUCUUUUUUUUUUUUUUCUACAUGUUGCUGCUAACGCAAGUGUUACUUAGAGCAUGACUCUCCUCAGUGGACACCGCUGAAGCCCCAAGCAUGUCUUUAAUGUGUGUGUGUGUGUGUGUGUGUGUGUGUGUGUGUGUGUGUGUGUGUGUGUGUGUGUGUGUCAGGGAGUCGCUGUUUUUAAGGGUGGGUAAACAGGGUGCAGAAAGCAGCCAGAUAUCAGCAGAAACACGCACACAGAGAUACACAUACACACACACAAACACACACACACAAACGUAUACACACAGAACGUCUGCUGCUGUGACUUCACAAACACAGAUCAUGUGUUCCUGUUCUCUCAAACUUUUGGGUGUUUUCUUUCUACUCAAGAGAUCCUUCAAAUGAAAUGCCACCACAUAGAUAUCCAUCUCUUUGAUUGGACCCCUGUCCUCUAAUCCUAAAAGAGCAAGUCAUUAUAUCUCUGUGACAGUUAGGUACCUUUAAUAAUACUCAUUUUGUUUUUACUUGUAUGGAACUCUUGGCGAUGAUGAUUUUAGAUGACUUGGUCUUGACUUGUAAGGUGUUUUUAAGGUAUUUGGAUACUUAGGAGUAGUCAUGCGAAGAUUCUCUCAUCCACCAUUGUAAAUCACCCAUGAUGUCGCAUGUGAACAUUUAAAGCGAAGCAUAGCGAAAAAGAUAAGAUUAGUGAUUUAUGAAUGAAUUUCAUGCUGUACUGUAAAAACUAGCAUGUCCAGUUGCAGACUUUUAAAA